CGUCAACGUCACACCAGCGCGCAAGGCCUCGGCACCGCUACGCAGAGGACAGCGAAGGUCAGUCGCACACCUCCUUGCAUCCAUCCUUCGUCACGCGCUCGACAUCAACACGGCUCUUCUCCCCGAGCCCAGAUCAAGUGACAAGGACACCAGCGUCGCGGGCGUCAAAGUGGAUCUCUUCCUCACCACCCAAAACGCCACAAUGUCCUCAACUCGUCCUCCCGUAAACGCUGCUGCGGAGGCAGUCCUCAGGCUGCCCCCUCCUCAACCGGAGGGAAAGCUGCCGAGCGAUGAGGCAGUCGCCGCGAUGUACGCGCGCGUGGACCCGGAGGUUCGCGCAUACUUCGAAACUAUGGAGCCCUUCCGUAAAGCCGCGUUGGCAAAGAAGGAGGCUCUGAAGCGCUUCGUGGACAGAUCUCAGGCCCCCCUUACCACCGGAGACCGCCUGGCCUACACGGCCACGUUCGACCAAGUCUCCGCAGGCAAGCUCCUCGCCGAGGGCGAAGAGGUCGACGUACGCCGAUACGAGGAGCUGGCAAACGCUCGCCGUGCCAAGGCAGAGAACAAGGGAAGUUUGGGCGUCGACGGGCAGUCAUUCAUCUUCUGCCUCUGCCGCAUCAGCACCCCCUGGACCAAGGAGGAGGCCAAGGAAAAGAUCAAGAAGCUAGGACCCAAGGUGGUUGGGGCGGUCAAGGCCCUCAGCAGUGCUUUCGAGACGAGCGAAGAUAGUGGCUACCGCUUUGACAAGCCACAAGGAAGCCAAGCUCCACUGGGAGGUCGCCGUAGCAAGUGCAGCCGCAGGGAUGGAGAAUGGGCGCGAAGGCCCACACAUACCGUGUUGGAGCCGCUGCUCAAGCUGGUGCAGGCAUGCGACGGCCUGAGCUUGGUGAGGUUGGACUCGGCAUGCAACGACCUCAACAGCUGGGCAUACCACAUCGCCCAUCUUCGACCCAACACCCGCACCCUCUACAUCUAAGGACUGCAAGGCCCGCCAAAGUACGAAGUCUGGUCAAGAGAAGAGGCUUUACGCAUCGCGUCGAGGAGCUUCACCCAAGUCGGCGCCCUGCCGCAGUCGCUCCUCGAGGGGCACGUCCGUCGCAAAAUGUAUGCGUCGGCAAGCGCUCUUGUUGCUGCUCCGCAGCGCAUGGGCUUCCUCGAGUCUGCAGUGG
Molecule: messenger RNA, 1169 nt
Organism: Jaminaea rosea
Lineage: Eukaryota; Fungi; Basidiomycota; Exobasidiomycetes; Microstromatales
Exons: 2
Coding region: 203-976 (257 amino acids)
Source: RefSeq, a predicted model, not a curated record